Molecule: messenger RNA, 1018 nt
Organism: Drosophila ananassae
Lineage: Eukaryota; Metazoa; Arthropoda; Insecta; Diptera; Drosophilidae
Gene: Mthfs
Product: 5-formyltetrahydrofolate cyclo-ligase
Exons: 3
Coding region: 343-948 (201 amino acids)
Biological process (GO): folic acid-containing compound biosynthetic process; tetrahydrofolate interconversion
Cellular component (GO): mitochondrion
Molecular function (GO): 5-formyltetrahydrofolate cyclo-ligase activity
Source: RefSeq, a predicted model, not a curated record
GAAAAUCUCUUUUAUAAAAGUAGCAUGGCCUUUAAACUCAUAAAAAAUACAAAAAAACUAAAGAUUUUUACACAAAUAUGACCCUAAAUUAAAUAAAUUAAUUUCACCUGAUCACUGUGAAUGUCAAUCAGCUGUUUUAUGCUCCUCGGAGUUGCUCCACGGGGCAGCUUACCUCCCCCUCCAUUUGUUUACGAACAAGUCUGGAAAGGAGAGCCUCCGACUGAUAGCCGGGGGGCAGCCAAGUAACUGAUAACGCGGGAGACCUACAGAUGCCCGUCGUAAACGCUGAAUAGGCGGUUGGAAACAGUUCUCACCGGAUCGCUCGAGUGUGCAGUUCCUCUGAUGGCGACGACAAUCCAGAGCACCCUAAAAGCGGCGCUUAGGAAGCGCAUCAAAGACACCCUUAAGUGCCUGGACCCGGAGUCCAUUGUCCGGCAAUCGAAAGCAGUCACGGCCAAGGUGCUUGCCAGCGACGUUUUUCGGCAGGCCCAGCGGGUAAGCAUUUACUUGAGCACCACAACCGAACUGGACACCACGGAGUUGCUCUGCGAGAUGUUCCGCCUGGAGAAGAUGGUGUUUGUCCCCACCUAUGAGGGCAACAACAUGAAGAUGGUGCGCCUACGCUGCAUAAAUGACUACCAAAAUCUCCCAAUGACCAAGUGGAACAUUAAGCAGCCAGACUUUAAAGAACAACGCGAAGAUGCAAUGACCAAUGGCCACGGCAUUGACCUUUUCCUUGUGCCCGGUGUGGCCUUCACCCGCUCGGGCGGACGUAUGGGGCAUGGAAUGGGUUACUAUGAUACCUUCUUACGCCAGCACGCAGAGAAGUAUCCCCAAAAGAAGAUAUCCCUCAUGGCCCUGUCUCUGAACGAGCAGAUCGUCAGCAACGAGGAGCUGCCCAUGGAGUCACACGACGUACGCUUGCAUAGUGUGAUUACGGAAUGCUAAAUUUAGAUUCAUAUUUCAUUUAAAUAUUCCAAUUAUAAUCAGAUUUCAAUAAUAAACCUUUUUACAAAUA